GGAAUAUAUAAAUAGGUAAAGCAGAUGGUCCUCUUCGGUGUGGGUGGGCCCCGUAUAGUCAGUUGAAGGAAGGACUGAAUAGAACAAAAAAGAUGCAGCCUCUCUUGAGUAAGAGAGAUUUCUCCAACUGGAUGGCUUUGAAACUGGGUGUGUUAGAACCCUCCUCUGGAAGAAGAGUCCCUCUCAGAUGCCCAAGGUCAAGGUUAAGCCCCUUGUUGGUACAUUUCUUUCCCCCUGUGGUUUAGCCUUUGUACUGUUUCUCUCAAGCGCCCCUUUGAGAAUCCAGGAUGCAAAAAAAAAAAAAAAAAGAAAAGAAACGCUUCAACUUCAAGGGGAGUUUCAUGUAAAGUGUCCAACCCCGUGCACAGCUACUCUUGUGUGUUCUUUCUUCUCUCUCUCAGUCUCCCUCUCCCUCCGUAUUCCCUCACUCUCUCGGCCAGUGGAGGAGUUUAAACAUGCAAAUGCGGCAUCUAAACUGCGUUUAAGGAAUUAACCCAUUUUGCCCCUCGCUGGUCUAAACCACAGGGUGCCAACCAGAUGCUAAUUGCUUUCCUCUGGUGGGGUUCCAGCCGGUUCCUCGGGAGGAAGGAGCGCACAUUCCUGGCACCAAUUGGCUAAUUCAAUCGACUUCGCCGCGCUGCCAGUGUCAGAAGAUCCAUGAGCAGGGGAUGAGGACGUGCGGCUCUGGCGGGCAGCAGCCAUUCGGGCCCGGCACGGCAGGCGGACCUGGCGCGGGGCUCGGGGGCCGGUGACCACGUCGCGCUCUGGUCCCGGGCGGUGCUGGAGGGCGCGCCGGGCAUCUGCGGGCUCGGCGCCUGGCACUGCCGCCCAACUCCGCCGCCGCGCCGAGACUUUGCAGGAGAUCCGGAGGCCGGGAAGCUGUGACACUUCGGACGUAGGGGGUCGGGGGGUGGGGGGCGGGGGCGGCGGGACCCCGACCUCGGGCCGGGCGGCCGUGAUGUGAGCCGGACGCCAAGGAGCGCGGACCCAACGUCCCCGAGAGUCGCCGGCCGAGCCAGGAAGUGAACAUCAAGCAGAUCAACCUGACUCAAGAUCACACAAGUGUCCAAUACACUGAGUUUUUGCUUUUUUUUUUUUUUUAAUUUGAAGAAUACUCAAGUUCCAGAAGCUUGUCAUCCUGCACUUGACUUUCUGAAACCUUAGUGAAUCCAUGUGGACUUCUGGUAGAAUGAGCAAUGCAAAGAGCUGGCUUGGACUUGGCAUGUCCUUAUAUUUCUGGGGACUGAUGGAUCUUACCACAACUGUUCUCUCAAGCUCACCAGCAUCACGAGGUGAAUUAGAAGUGCUUCUGUCAGACAAGCCACAGUCACAUUCUCGAACAAAGAGGAGCUGGGUGUGGAACCAGUUUUUUGUUCUGGAAGAAUACACUGGAACUGACCCUUUGUAUGUUGGCAAGCUCCAUUCAGACAUGGACCGAGGUGAUGGAUCUAUCAAAUACAUCCUCUCUGGAGAAGGUGCGGGCAUUGUGUUCACCAUUGAUGACACCACGGGAGACAUCCAUGCCAUUCAGAGGCUUGACCGGGAGGAAAGGUCUCAGUACACUUUAAGGGCACAGGCCCUAGACAGGCGGACAGGCAGGCCAAUGGAACCAGAAUCCGAGUUCAUCAUCAAAAUCCAAGAUAUCAAUGACAAUGAGCCCAAGUUCCUGGAUGGACCUUAUGUAGCCACUGUGCCAGAAAUGUCACCAGUGGGGACUUCUGUUAUCCAAGUGACAGCCACGGAUGCUGAUGACCCAACCUAUGGCAGCAGUGCCCGGGUGGUGUACAGCAUUCUCCAGGGCCAGCCCUACUUUUCUGUGGACUCCAAAACAGGUGUAAUUAGGACAGCACUCAUGAACAUGGACCGAGAAGCCAAAGAAUACUAUGAAGUGAUUAUCCAAGCCAAGGACAUGGGAGGGCAGCUUGGAGGACUGGCUGGAACCACAACUGUCAACAUCACCCUCUCAGAUGUCAAUGACAACCCGCCCCGCUUUCCCCAAAAACAUUAUCAGAUGAGUGUGCUGGAAUCAGCUCCAGUUAGCUCUACCGUGGGAAGGGUGUUUGCCAAGGACUUGGAUGAAGGAAUCAACGCAGAAAUGAAGUACACUAUUGUGGAUGGAGACGGUGCUGAUGCCUUUGAUAUUCACACAGAUCCCAAUUUCCAAGUCGGCAUCAUAACAGUCAAGAAGCCUCUGAGUUUUGAAAGCAAGAAAAGCUACACCUUGAAAGUGGAGGGAGCCAAUCCUCACCUAGAGAUGCGUUUUCUGAACCUGGGUCCUUUUCAGGACACAACCACAGUGCACAUCAGUGUGGAAGAUGUGGAUGAGCCCCCUGUGUUUGAAUCUGGCUCUUAUUUUGUGGAGGUACCUGAGGAUGUAACAAUUGGAACGACCAUCCAGGUCAUUUCUGCCAAGGACCCAGAUGUGACCAACAACUCUAUCAGAUAUUCCAUUGACAGAAGCAGUGACCCUGGAAGAUUCUUCUAUGUUGACAUUACAACAGGUGCCCUAAUGACUGCAAGGCCCCUUGACCGAGAAGAGUUUUCUUGGCAUAAUAUCACAGUCCUUGCUAUGGAAAUGAACAAUCCCUCCCAGGUUGGAAGUGUGUCUGUCACAAUCAAAGUCUUGGAUGUGAAUGACAAUGCUCCAGAGUUCCCCAGAUUCUAUGAGGCUUUUGUCUGUGAAAAUGCCAAAGCAGGGCAGCUGAUCCAGACAGUGAGUGCAGUGGACCAAGAUGACCCUCGCAAUGGUCAGCACUUCUACUACAGCUUGGCUCCCGAGGCAGCCAGCAACCCCAACUUCACAGUAAGGGACAACCAAGAUAACACUGCAAGGAUUCUCACCAGGAGAUCUGGCUUCCGGCAGCAGGAACAGAGCGUCUUUUACCUGCCCAUCCUGAUCUCAGACAACGGGCGGCCGGCACUAAGCAGCACUGGCACGCUGACCAUCCAGGUGUGCAGCUGUGAUGACAAUGGCCAUGUCCUGUCCUGCAGCCCCGAGGCCUACAUGCUCCCAGUCAGCUUGAGCCGGGGUGCUCUCAUAGCCAUUCUGGCCUGUAUCUUUGUCCUCUUAGUGCUGGUGCUGCUCAUCCUGUCCCUGCGGCGGCACCGGAAGCAGCCCUACGUCAUCGACAACGAUGAGAACAUCCACGAGAACAUCGUGCGCUACGACGACGAGGGCGGCGGCGAGGAGGACACCGAGGCCUUCGACAUCGCGGCCCUGUGGAACCCUCGCGAGGCGCAGGCGGGCGCCGCCCCCAAGACGCGGCAGGACAUGCUGCCCGAGAUCGAGAGUCUGUCCCGCUACGUGCCUCAGACGUGCGCCGUCGCCAGCACGGUCCACAGCUACGUGCUGGCCAAGCUCUACGAGGCCGACAUGGACCUGUGGGCGCCGCCCUUCGACUCCCUGCAGACCUACAUGUUCGAAGGUGACGGCUCGGUGGCCGGCUCGCUCAGCUCCCUGCAGUCAGCCACUUCGGACUCGGAGCAGAGCUUCGACUUCCUGACGGACUGGGGGCCCCGCUUCCGGAAACUGGCCGAGCUCUACGGAGCGGCGGAGGGGCCAGUGCCGCUCUGGUGACGGAAGCCGGGAGGCGGGCGCACGGCCAAUCCCAGCGGGUCCGCUGGGCCGGCUUCGCCUUCGAGGCGCAGGAGCACGCGGGACAGAACGGGCGGUGGGCACGCGGAGCGCUCCCUGGAUCAGCUUUACUUGGUUCCAUUAAGUCAUCAAGAGCGAACACAGGAAGAAGGGGAGGAGUUGGAAUCUCCAAUCUGCUAUUUUAUUUUAUUUUAUUUUAUUUUAUUUUAUUUUAUUUUAUUUUAUUUUAUUUUAUUUUUGUCAUCAUUGAUCAGACUUUCCAAAGCCUUGGUCAAUGUUGAAUAUAGCUAGCUUGGCUUUUCCUGGCCUGCCACCAGGGCCUCUUAUCCAUCACAGGUUGUGAUUUCAAAUACAGAGUCGGACAUUGAAAGCAGAAAGUUCUACUCUCAUUUUGGGGUUCUCCUUCAACCUCCCCAUCCCCCCCCCACACACACACAUACACUUUUUCCCCAGCACCCCACCCCCACCCCAAUCUUACUUUCUUCUCCAUUUAAUAGGGGUUUUUGUUUUUGUUUUGUUUUGUUUUUGCUGGCUUAUGAAUUUUUUUUUCAAGGCAAAGCAAACUUUAUUGUGACCCGGAGGUCAGGGCUCUUCCCUCCAGGUCCUGCUGGCACCAGUGAUUUAGGGGGGAGGGGCUUGUGUGUUGCCCCCAGCAUCUCCAUCACACUGAGAUUCAGAUGGUGGUGGCAGGGCUGGGGCAGGGGGACAUCCUGAGGAAGACCCAUAUUACAAGGUGAGCGUCUGGCAGGCCCUCUGUCACAGCCACCCAAACCACACAAAAGAGCUCUGGAAAUAUUGCUUCUCGGUGAAGUUAACCUACAGGUUCUGAGAAUUUCCUUUUAACCCCUUCUGAGACAAGGUUCAGGCUUUAUGGGCCUCGCAUGUGUAAAGGGUGGGGGGUGGGGGUGGGAGAAAGAAGAAGCAUUGACUUUGCACUCAAGUUGAAUGGCUGAACCAGGAGUCCUUGAAUUUGCAAUGCACCUGUCUCCAUCUGGUAAGAGUGUUCUUGCUCUCUCAGCUCUUAACUGUGCCCCUACAAAAAAAAAAAAAUCAGAAGGAAACCAGAAGAAAAAAAAUCUGCCUCUUUUGCACUGUAGAUGUCUCUUCCACGUGCCAAAUGUGAAGAUUAGAUGCUACAAUUGAAAGCCAAAUAAAAAGAAAUAUCUGAUAUAAGCAUGGGUUAGAGGGCUUUCCUAAUCUGUGUGAGGUCAAUCCAAGGGAUGUUUACAUACUGUAGAUAACCUACUUGAACAACAACAAAAAAAAAACCAGUAUUAUAGAGAAUAAAUGGAUGUAAGAAAAUUACAUGUAUAAGUUUUGUAUAUUUGUUAAUAAUUUUGGUAAUAAAUAUGAUGUACUACA
Messenger RNA from Erinaceus europaeus (western European hedgehog), 4957 nucleotides. RefSeq names its product cadherin 20 (gene CDH20). Gene Ontology annotation, molecular function: calcium ion binding; cadherin binding. The coding region runs from base 1172 to 3577 and encodes 801 amino acids. Gene Ontology annotation, cellular component: catenin complex; plasma membrane; adherens junction. The record is from RefSeq and is a predicted model, not a curated record. Lineage: Eukaryota; Metazoa; Chordata; Mammalia; Eulipotyphla; Erinaceidae. The transcript is spliced from 12 exons. Gene Ontology annotation, biological process: cell morphogenesis; cell-cell junction assembly; calcium-dependent cell-cell adhesion.